Glycine soja is the source of this 3647-nucleotide messenger RNA. Its product is annotated as SNF2 domain-containing protein CLASSY 3-like. The record is from RefSeq and is a predicted model, not a curated record. The transcript is spliced from 3 exons. Lineage: Eukaryota; Viridiplantae; Streptophyta; Magnoliopsida; Fabales; Fabaceae. Bases 162 to 3611 code for a protein of 1149 amino acids. Gene Ontology annotation, molecular function: ATP binding; ATP-dependent chromatin remodeler activity. Gene Ontology annotation, biological process: gene silencing by siRNA-directed DNA methylation.
CUCACAAGUCAGAAUUCAAUUCACCUUCUCUCUCUCGUUUACUUUCUGACCACGUUUUCUUCUUCCUCUUCUUCUUUCUCCAACGCAUUGUCUCAGUUUCUUUUUUCUCCUUCGCACCCUUUAUCACUUGUCACAUUCUUUUGUUGUCUUUGUUGUUUGAAAUGUAUGUUGCUGACAGGACGCGUAGCAAGCGGGGAAGGGUGGUUGGAAGUGGUUUAAUAAUGGGUGAGAAGAAAAAAAGGGUGCAUGACUACCAUGAAGAGAUUGUCUUGGAAGAUAAUGAAGAAGGUGCAAGUGUGAAAGUUGAACCUGGGCCUGGUGCUUCUUCAUCGUCAUCAUCAUCUGGUGCUCGUGCUUUGAAGCGGGAAAGGGUAUCUGAACAUGGUUUUCAGAAUUUGGGAGGGCGUGCAGAUGACCCUAUUAAAAUCAGUGACAGUGAAGAUGAUGAUGGUGAAGAGGGGUUGAGUGAUUUUGAGAAGAAGAGGUUUCUGGGUGAAGAGGAAAAGGAAAGGAAGAGCGAGGAGGGUAAAGGUUGUGGCGGUGAGAAGGAGCAUGCUGUGGCUGAGAGUGGUUCAAAUGAUGAGGGAUAUGAUUCUCUUUUGUCUAGUUUAUCGGAGAGUGAGAAUGCUGUGACCAGUGAUGAAGAUUUUCAGGUUGAUGAUGAUGGGAAUGAGAGUCAUUACUACUCGAGCAGUGAUUCUUCUUCAUAUGAUGAUGGUGAGAGGGGUGGAUACAGAAAGAUGGUGAAAGAGAGGGUGAGAAAGGUGGAGAGUGAAACUGAAAGUAGUGUAGUUUACAAAAGAAAAGGUGAAAGGAAAGAUAUUGAGCUUGUAGAGGAGGAAGAGCCACGGAUUGGUGCUGAUUGUUCUAGUGCAACCUCUAAUAAAUCUGAGAUGUAUAAGGAGGAACCAGGGAAUGCAGCACAGAAGCAUAAAGUAAAGAGGGUGGAGAGUGUCAAUGCUGAUGCCUUUGGUGAUCACUCGGAAAGUUCAGAUCGCUCUAUGCAGUCUGAAGAAGCUGAAGCAUUGGAACAUAUGAAAAAAAGAGAUAGAGACCAUCAAAAUGUGUCAUUGGAGAAUAAGACAGGAGAUUCAGCUGUGGUCAAGAUGAGUGAGAAAAAUAAUAAUGUUGAUGCCGGCGAGGUAGGAGAGCAUAAAUAUGAGUUUAACAGCAAUAAACGUGAGAAGCCAGAGAAGGUAAGGGUGGUGGAUGACGAAACUGGCGACAAACAUGAGCUGUAUGAAGUCCUAAGGAUGCCAUCUAGAACAAAAAACCGAUGCCUCAAGUUUUUUACUGAAUGCUUUUGGGGCGAGAAUGAUUCUGUUAAAGAUGAUUCAAAUCAGUUGGAAGAAAAGGAUGAUGAUAUUGAUCAGGGUCAGACUCAGCCACUAGCUUCUAGGGAGACAGUCCUUGUGAAUUGGAACUUUACGAAGAAAGAACUCAUUGAAAAAUCAGAGUUUGAGAAGGAGUUAGAUAACUUGUGGGGUGAAAUGGAUAUGCUCCUUCGAGUUGAAGAAAUUGGGUCUCAGAUUGAUAAAGUAGGGGAAAAUGAAGAAAAUUCAGCCUCACAGUGCAAGCACGACACUAUUUUCAAUGAGGAGAUUGGGAUAUACUGCAGAUGGUGUGGUUGGAUUCACACUGAAAUCAAAUAUAUCACGCCACCAUUUGUGGAUAAUGAAAGAUCUGGUCGAGAGGCGUUAUCUGAUGGAGGGAAAACUUCACAAUUUGAUGGGGUUCUGUUUAAUGAUUCUGUUGAUGACUCGGAGGCAGUUUGGUCUCACAAUGAAGGCACGGUCUGGGAUCUUAUUCCUGACAUAAAAGAAAGCUUGUUUCCUCAUCAACAAGAAGGGUUUGAGUUUAUUUGGACAAGUUUGGCAGGAACCAUUGACCUUGCCGAGUUGAAGAGGGUUGACAUGCAUACUGAGGGUGGGUGCAUUAUUUCACAUGCUCCUGGAACAGGAAAGACAAAGUUGACCAUGGUGUUUCUUCAGACAUAUUUGCAACUGUUUCCCAAGUGUCUACCUAUUAUCAUUGCUCCUGCCAACAUAUUGCUUACUUGGGAAGAUGAGUUAAGGAAGUGGAACCUAGGAAUUCCCUUUCAUAACUUGAACAAUGCUGAAUUAUCCGGAAACGAGCAAGACAUUAAUGAAGUUGACUUGUCUGGCAAUCAAAGGCAGAAUAAGGAUGCCAUCCGAAUGGUGAAGUUGUGUUCGUGGUACAAGGAAAAGAGCAUUCUAUUAAUCAGCUACCAUUUGUAUGAGAGGCUAGCCAGGGGGUUGUGCGAAGAUGAUGGGAAAAAAGAGAAGAAAAAUAAAAAGAUGAAAAAAGGGAAGAAACGUGCAAGGACUAGGGAGUACAUUGAAACUGCAAUGGGAAAGGUUUUGCGUGACUAUCCUGGUUUGCUAAUUCUUGAUGAAGGGCACACACCACGGAAUCAGCGUAGCUAUAUUUGGAAGGUUCUCUCAGAAAGUAGAUCUCAAAAGCGAGUCCUUCUUUCAGGGACUCCUUUCCAGAACAAUUUUCUGGAACUCUACAAUAUUUUGUGCUUAAUGAAGCCAUCCUUUCCUGACAGCAUACCGCAAGAACUCAAGAAGUUUUGCCAAAGUAGACUAAGGAAGGAAAGGAAAGCUUCAAAAUAUGCGAGUUAUGAACCCAUUUAUUCUGGAAAUUCAGCUGAUGAGAAAAUAAAGCAGCUGAAAUCGCUGAUGAAUCCCUUUGUUCAUGUUCACAAAGGUAGCAUUCUUCAGAAGAACCUUCCCGGGUUGAGAGAUUGUGUGCUGGUUUUGAAGCCAGACAGGUUGCAGCAAGAAACUUUGGACAUCAUUGAUUCUUCUCAAAACAUACUGAACUUUGAACAUAAGUUGGCGUUGGUAUCAGUCCAUCCAUCUCUUUUUCUAAACUGCUCUCUGUCAAAAAAAGAAGAAUCUGUUCUUGACAAGGAUCAGUUGGAAAAGCUUAGAUUGAACCCUUAUGGAGGAGUUAAAACCAAUUUUUUGUUGGAGCUUGUGAGACUAUGUGAUGCAGUUAACGAAAAAGUCCUUGUUUUCAGCCAAUUUAUUGAUACCUUAUGCUUAAUCAAGGACCAACUCGAGUCAGCCUUUCAUUGGUCUGUGGGGACUGAAGUGUUGUAUAUGUAUGGCAAGCUAGACCAAAAGCAAAAACAGUCCCUCAUUCAUAGUUUCAAUGAUACAAAUAGCAAAGCAAAGGUGUUGCUUGCAUCUAUAAAAGCAUCUUCUGAAGGAAUUAACUUAAUUGGAGCUUCAAGGGUCGUGCUUCUUGAUGUUGUUUGGAAUCCCUCGGUGGAAAGACAAGCUAUUUGUCGAGCAUAUAGACUCGGACAAAAAAAAGUUGUUUACACUUAUCAUCUUCUUGCACAGGACACCCCUGAAUGCAUCAAAUUUUGUAAACAAGCAGAAAAGGACCGGUUAUCUGAACUGGUUUUCUCCAAUAAAAAUGCUAAAAGUGAUAAGCUUAACAGUUGUGGAGCAGCGCUUGAGGAUGCAGUUCUUGAUAUCAUGGUUCAGCACGAAAAACUUAAGGAUAUGUUUGGUGAACUUCUGGUUCAACCAAAGGAGAGAGAUUUUGGAGACUUUGGGCCCCUGAUGCUUUGAUUAGUGGAACUUUGUAAAGUUAUAUAUAUAUAUAUA